Paramisgurnus dabryanus is the source of this 1289-nucleotide messenger RNA. RefSeq lists its product as uncharacterized. The record is from RefSeq and is a predicted model, not a curated record. NCBI's taxonomy places the organism in Eukaryota, Metazoa, Chordata, Actinopteri, Cypriniformes, Cobitidae.
UUUUUUAAGCACUGUGUCCUGCUUGUAUAAGUUUAAUAGUGUAUAGUUGUGCCAUUAUGCUACUCAUCCUCUUCAUCUGUCUGCAGUUUCUGGAGGUUCAACCUCAAAGUUUGCCUCAGGCCAAGCUUACAGUAUCUCCAGCAUCUGUUACUGAUGGAGAGAUGCAUUUUGUCUGUGAGGGGUUUAAGAGAAGAAGAGUAUCUGAAUGCAUGUUUUACCCAUCAGGACAAGAGAAUUUCACUAAGCCAAGUGCAUGUAAUAUCUCCAUCACCAUCUCUGACCUGAUCGCAUGGUCUAGAGAUCAUGAGAGUUCACAUGUGAACAUAGUAUGUUACUAUACUGUCUUUGAAUUACGAAAACACAUAACAUCACCUCAUUCUGAUAAAGUCUCAGUAAGGGUCAGAGGUUCGGCUGUCACACCAUCUGUGUCACCAAUCACUGAAAACAGAUCAACCAUAAUAUUUCCCAGCCAAACCUCUCAAGCAGCUUUGCCCACCGUGUUAACUCCAUUCACUAUGGACAUUACAACAUACACAUCCAGCCUUAAAACUCGUAACAGACAUGUUUUAAUGGAUCCUGCAUAUAAAGUCACUGAAACCAACAAGUACUUCAAUACAAAAAUGUUGUUCUCUGUUAUGGUGGCUUCAGCCGGUGGAGGUCUUGUUCUGGUUGGACUCAUGGUCAUCUGUAUGUACAGAUGUAAAAAAAGGCCUGUGGCAAAGAGAAUUUGGUUUGAAUCGGACAGUAUAAAACGCGGAGGAGAUUCCACACCAAUGGUCGGUUCAGGAUCUUGUAAAGAUAAUGAAGCAGUGUAUUACUCCUCUAUCGAUGUUUUACCAUCCACCGAUGAACUCUCAGGAAUCGGAGAUGAACAAUCAGAACAAACUGAGGUUGAUUUGAGUCAGCUGUACGCCACAGUUACCAAACCAGCCACCAAUGACAGAAGUGAUAUUUACAGCGUGCCAAUGCCCUGACAGAGCUCAGUUCUGCCUGCUAUCAUUGUAAUGUGUGCCAAAAUUAAUACAACUUUAUUUUAAACUGGAUGUAAUAAAUAUUCACUGUGAAUGCAGUUGUUUAUAAACACCGCUGUUAUACAUUUCGGUUCAAUAUUUUUUUAUUGAUUAUAUGAGACACAUGACUCUUAUAUUUUCUUGACCUUCCUCAUAAUACUUAAAAUCCCAACUUUCUUUUAUUUCGAUAAAAGUACUGCUUCUUAGUUUUUUUCAUCUCAUUUAUUUUUCCUGCAUUUCACUGUUCUUUACUUAAUAAUUAAUAAAGAAAUGUAUUUA